Suillus paluster is the source of this 477-nucleotide messenger RNA. RefSeq lists its product as uncharacterized. The transcript has 3 exons. The coding region runs from base 1 to 477 and encodes 158 amino acids. Lineage: Eukaryota; Fungi; Basidiomycota; Agaricomycetes; Boletales; Suillaceae. The record is from RefSeq and is a predicted model, not a curated record.
AUGACAGACACCUUUGACAUUCUCAAUUGUUCAAAGAACCUCACUCUGAUGAGUGCAUCUGUGCUAUCAAGUCUUUGUUGGCUGGAUCUCACAUGCAAUGGAACUGAAACUCUCUCUGUAUUCAGUCUACUCGGCAGUCAGCACUUAGUUCUCAGUACUCGGUACUCGAUACUUGGUGUCUGGGUCACCAUCCCCAACCCUCAGUACUCGGUAUUCAGUUCUCGGUAUUCGACACCCGGGUUGCAGUUCACCAUCCCCAAUCCUCGGUACUCAGUUCUCAGUUCUUGGUCCUCGAUACUCGGGUCAUGGUUCACCAUCCCCGAUCCUUGGUACUCAGUUCUCGGUGCCAGGUUUGCCAUCCCCAAACCUGAGCACUCGGUCUUCAGUUCUCGGUACUCAAUACUUGAUUUGUGGUUCGCCACCCUAGAUCCUUGGUACUUGGUACUCAGUUCUUGGUACUCAACCCUCGGUACUUGA